AUGGUGGAAACUCGUGGAGCUUCCUCUAAGAAGACCCCUACUUCUCAAUCCAGAAAGGUGCCCUCUCCAUCGCCUCCUCCAUCUGUGUCAACGACGCCUCCAUCUGUUCCAGCACCUGCCACAUUCGUUGGGAAAACUUGCAAAUCCAAGGUGCGCAAGAAGGUGUUCUCCCUCUCUACUGAACACCCCAUGGUGUUUCCAGAUAUCACAUAUGAUAUUGUCGAUGUUGCACCACCAUCUGAACUGCCCUUGAAGCCGAGCCAGUCCAAGAGAAAUUCUGUGGCUCCAAAAAGAAAAUUGGGGUUGGACUCGUCUUCUUCCCCCUUGACUGCUGCCAAGAAAAGAUUGAAGGCUCAUCCCCCUUCUCUGUCUUCCUCCGAAUCUGACCCUGAGGAAGGAAAAUCUAAGUUUGAAGAAACCCGUUCUACCACCUUAUUUGAUGCCAUUGUUCCUGACAAUGCAGAAUCAGAGGCUGAGUCUGAUGAACCAGAACAAGAAGACAUUGUCCCCUCUAAACAAGAAGUCGAAUUUGACACAGAGCUAGUUGCAUCUUCUUUGUCAUCCAAGGCUAAAGGGAAAUUUAUCAUUGAGAGAAAUUAUGUCUUGAGUGAUCAUCGGCCUUAUGGUGUGCUAACAAUGCUUCAAGAUCGAAAAUGGACAGGUUCUUUGGUUAAAUUUACUGGUUUUAUGGAUAGACUAGUCAAGGAAUUCUAUGCCAAUCUUACUAAUGAAAUUAUUGAACCUAAUUCUCCUCUGUAUUGUAAAGUGUUUGUUAGGGGACAUUGGUUUUCUUUUUCUCCACAAGAUAUUGCCCUUGCUUUUCAUCUUCCUCUUGAUGUCGAGGAUGAUGAUGAUCUUGCCUCUCUUGACAAGGAUGCGGUUAUCACUGAAUUAGUAGGGCAAAAAAUGGUAUGGCCAUCUAAUACAGUCAUCUCAGUCACUAAUCUCACCUACACUUAUGUUGUCCUCCAUAAGUUUGGCACAACGAAUUGGAAACCAACUUCUCACACCGCAACUAUCUCAUUUGACAUGGCCUCGUUUUUGUACAAAGUGGUGACCGCAAUUGGUAUAAACCUGGCUAUGAAAAAAGAUCUCCAACGUGAUCAAGAAGACUUGGUGGCUCCCACUACUGCUGCUUCCUACAAGGCUUUAGUUCCACCUACUGAAGCCACUGAUGCUCCAUCAACCAAGAAAGUCAAGCCCCAAUCUCUGAAGUUUGCCUCGGGUGACAUUCCUCAUGCAUCCUCCUCUGUUCCCACAGAUUCCAGACUUAUUGCUACAGAACUAGCUGCUGUUCGAGCCUCUGUUGAUUCUUUGGCUGCUCGAGUGAUGUCGAUUGAAAGACUGGAACGUUCUGUGUUGGAUGCUGUUCAACCUCUGUCCAAGGAUCCAGUUAUUUAG
This is a messenger RNA of Humulus lupulus (European hop), 1401 nucleotides long. RefSeq lists its product as uncharacterized. Lineage: Eukaryota; Viridiplantae; Streptophyta; Magnoliopsida; Rosales; Cannabaceae. The transcript has 4 exons. The coding region runs from base 1 to 1401 and encodes 466 amino acids. The record is from RefSeq and is a predicted model, not a curated record.